Molecule: messenger RNA, 2812 nt
Organism: Lucilia sericata (common green bottle fly)
Lineage: Eukaryota; Metazoa; Arthropoda; Insecta; Diptera; Calliphoridae
Gene: dock
Product: cytoplasmic protein NCK1
Exons: 7
Coding region: 881-2521 (546 amino acids)
Molecular function (GO): protein binding
Source: RefSeq, a predicted model, not a curated record
CAGAUGCAAAAGAAAUUGAACGAAUGAAGGUGUCUGAGUGAUUCGCGUAUUGGAAAAACUUCAGAAAAUUUAUAAAAUAUUAAAAAAGUGUAAAAAUAUAGAUAAAACUAUAGCACUAAAGCCAAAUUUUAUUUGUUUAUAAUAAAAAGAAAGUGAAUAUAAUUUAACUUAAGAAGAACUAUUUUAUUGUGCAAUUGGAAAAAAUAGUCUGUCUCUAGGAAAAAAAAAGUAUUGGCGUCAUCAUUUUAAGAAUUUUUUAAACCCACUGUAGAGACUGUGAAAUCAAUAAUAAUAAUAAAAAAAAACUUAAACAAUAGUGAAUUUUCUGGAUAAUUUGCCAAAAUAAAAAGAAUAUUGCAAACAUUUGUUUAAAAAACCAAAAAAAAAGAAGAAAAUUUUAGAAAAAAUCAGUUGAAAGCCUUUUUUGUUCAUAAUGCAUUAAAGGGGCUGGGGCUGCUUUUUUCCAACAACGACAACGACGAAGAAAAAAAAACGCAUUUUCAUCGUAGUUUUGUCUCCGAAAUGUUCAAAUAUUGGCAUCAUCAUCAAAUCCUAGACGAUCAUUGUAGACAAUUGGAUUCAACUUAAGGCAAAACUAAAUACCAUCACAUCAUCUGCAUACAUCGUCAUUCUUGUCAUCUGAUCAUAAGAGAAAGCUUGUAAACAGCUUACAAAUUAAGAGUAUUAUCAUUACACAAAACUAAUUUUGAAAAUCAUUGGCAGGCAGCUCAUAGAAUAAGGAAAUCCCAAGGCAAUUUAAUAAAGAACUGAAGAACGGAGUUAAGAAACCAAAAGACAUUCCAUUAUUCCCCCGUCCUCGAUUUAGUGUUUCUUGUUUUAAUAGCUCUCCUCUAAAUAAAUUUUAGAGGAGUUUCUUGGAAUGUUGGAAUAUCCUCAACGAUUUGCGCGUAAUAUCCCUGAACCCUCAACAACAACACAAAACAAUACACAUCACAGUCAUCAUUUGCAUCAUCAACAACCACAGCCACUGCCACAUCAAAACUAUCAACAACAACAGCAACACAUAGUUGUGGGAUCACAUUAUCAUCCACACUCGCAACAGCAGGGAUCUUAUCCAACAACACCAGCUUCACCGGCUCAUCAACCACGUUAUCCACAGCCACCACCACAGCAUCAUCAACGUAAUUUAUCGACGGCAUCUUCCUGUAGUGCUCAACAUAAAAGUGUCACCUUUAGUCAAGUAACAACUUCUAAUAGUGGCGAUUAUAGUGCUGGCAGUAGUAGCGGUAAUUCUAGUUGUGGUGGUCAACAAUCAAUGGCGGGCAAUAUGAAGCACGGAAAAUCACAAGAAGAUGUUUGCUACGUUGUAGCCAAAUACGAUUAUGCUGCUCAGGGAGCCCAAGAAUUGGAUUUACGAAAAAAUGAACGUUAUUUACUAUUAGAUGAUUCCAAACAUUGGUGGCGUGUACAAAAUAAUCGCAAUCAAUCGGGUUAUGUGCCCAGUAAUUAUGUAAAAAAGGAAAAACCAUCAUUAUUUGAUAGCAUAAAGAAAAAAGUGAAAAAAGGUUCAGGCUCGAAAACAUUACCCAAUUGUUCUCCAUCAAGACAAAUCGAAAGUCCAACAAUGUCGCGAAGACUGCCCCCAGAUCCAUCAGAGGCUAUUGGUUCAGCUAUUGUGAAAUAUAAUUAUCAAGCACAACAACCGGAUGAGUUGUCACUAACCAAGGGUACACGUAUACUUAUAUUGGAGAAAUCCAACGACGGUUGGUGGCGAGGACAAAGUGGUAAUGCCGUGGGCUGGUUUCCAAGCAAUUACACAACUGAGGAUUGUGAUAAUGAUGGUGAGAUACAUACAUAUGCAAUGGCUGAAAAUGUAUUAGAUAUAGUGGUGGCUUUAUAUAGCUUCAAUUCAAAUAAUGAUCAAGAAUUAUCAUUUGAAAAAGGCGAUCGUUUAGAGAUUGUUGAUCGUCCUGCCUCCGAUCCCGAUUGGUAUAAGGCACGAAAUAAUCAGGGUCAAGUCGGUUUAGUUCCACGCAAUUAUUUACAAGAGUUAAAUGAUUAUUUGGCCACACCCUAUCGCAAUAAUGGUGGGGCAGCGGGCAAUGGUAAUGCUGGUGGCAAUGGUGGUGGAGGUGGUGGUGGCAGCAUUGGUGGCGGUGCAAAUGCCAAUGGUGACUCAAUCGAUCGUCGGGCUGAUGGUAUGCCACAAAAUUCACCACCACCCAUGGAAAGGCCUAAUUUGGCGGGUAAAUCAUGGUAUUAUGGAGCUAUAACACGCAGUCAAUGUGAUACGGUCUUAAAUCAACACGGUCAUGAUGGUGAUUUUCUAAUACGUGACAGUGAAACUAAUAUGGGUGAUUACUCAGUUUCUCUUAAGGCUCCGGGACGUAAUAAACAUUUCCGUGUUCAUGUGGAAAACAGCAUGUACUGCAUAGGCCAACGUAAGUUUCAUACUUUAGAUCAACUAGUAGAUCAUUACCAAAGAGCGCCCAUCUAUACAAAUAAACAGGGUGAGAAAUUAUAUUUAGUACGACCGUUACCAAAAGCCAAUGGUACGUAAAUUAUUUAAUCCAAAAUUGCAAACAAAGAACAAAAACCUCAAUUACCCCCUUAUAUAAACAUCAAAGGUUUACACUGUUGUAAAAGGAAAUCAACAAACAAAUUCGAAAAGAAAGAACUUUUUUUUUUCAAAAACUAAACCUUAAAAAAGAAGAAAGAUAUACAUAUUCAAUACUUAACACGGAGAUACCAUUUACCAAUUACGCUAAAUAUGUUGUCACAAUAUCACCUUUAAACAGAAAAAAAGUAAAAAAUAAAAAAAAUUGUAGUUUUUCAAAACCAUACAACAAAA